AUGUCCAGCGCACAAGGAUCUGAAAAGAAAAAGAGCUUGAGAAAGAGCUUGGGGCUAUCGUUUUCUUCCUCAUCCAAGCGGAAAGAUGUUUCUGAAAGUCGACAAGGAGAAGGUCGUAGGUCUUCUCGGGGCACAGAUGAUCGGCGACGAGCAAAAAGUACUGGUGGUAAUGCUGCUAAAGAAGACAGCAAACCCAAAAUUGUGAAAAAGGGUGAAGGCAUCGUGAGGAGGAUAAGAUCUUUGUCCAGAUCAAGAUCGCGAUCGUCCAAGGAGUCGUCGGGACGAUUUUCAUCCGAAGAAAUGCCUAGAACAAUUGUCACGGUGACAUCUUGUAGGAGUGAUGGAUAUUACAACCAAAAAGCGCCUGGGUCUACCUCAAAAUUGCCCCGGAAAGCGCCCACAAAUCUAAAGCUCUUCCAUGAGCUUGCCGUAGGAAUUAAGGAUGCCUUUACAGCUGUCGGAAAGACACCCAUAAAACCCGUCUUGGUGAAUGAAGAUACUGGUGAAAGAAUGAAUGAGGUUGAGUUUCAACAAAAGUCUGCCUUGUGGGAAUUCCUUGGAAAUAUUGACUUUCUUCUGGCUCUUGUUGAUGAGGUCGCAGUCGAUACAGCUACACGAGGGGCACUAAAGGAUGAUAAGACGUUCAAAGGAGUUCGUGAUGUGAUCAAGAAGUGUAAUAAGGUUCUGGAGGAAAUGCUUGUUCGAAGAGAGAGGCGUUACACCCUUUUCUUUAGGCUUCCGGAAGACCCCAAAGAUAUUGCGCGAAUCAGGGCAUGGAACGAAAAAGUAGAGAAGGCCGUGGGUGCGGUCACUGAUUCUCCGGCCGCCAGUGCGGUUGAGAAGGCAGAUUCAGAAAGCGACACUUCCAGUAUCUCGAGUGCUUCAACAUCAGGCACCAAAGGUCCUAGUGUCUUUGCGCGUGGUCGUCAGUUGUUACCAACUGCAGGACGAGUUCGAGCUCGUCGUGCAACUCCAACACCCACUCUUCGUCGCAGAGCUGAGAACGGUGAAGAAGGUUCAGGAAAUGCCGCUGAAGAUGGUUUCGCGGCGGCAACACCAGUGACACAGGGAAAUCUAGCUGCUUUGCAACGGUCUCUGCAGACAAAUAAUGACCAAAAGAGCGGAUCUAUCCCAAGUGGUUUGAUGACAGCUCAAGCUUCUCAGCAACUCGCUCCACAGCAGCAAAUGGCACCAAAGGAUGAACUGGUUGACGUUAUCAGAGGACUACGAAUGGAAAAGAUAAAAAAUCGAGAAAUGGGUUCACCGGAGAGUGAUCUUAUCGCAUUAAAGCCAGACUGGCGACCAAAGGCUGAUAUUCCUUCGUCCGUACCAAAGCUUCCUCUGGAGUAUAUUCAUCGCCAUCGCCUUAUGAAACAAGUCGUCAGCUGUCUUUUGGAUCAAGUUGGUGCUGGGCCCCGAGAUGUGGACGAAGAAGCUUCCGAGAAUGCAAUCAUUACCUCGAUCACAUCGCGGCACGGUGACAAGGCAGGGAAUGGAAAGACUAUCCUCGCCGUGGCUGCGAUUCAAACUGUUGAAGUCCGAGAACGAUUCUCUGACGGUAUUGCUUGGGUCCGACUUGGUAGAGGUCCAUUGUCGGAGCGGGAUAUCCGUCGGUUGUACGAAGAAAUCUAUCGGCAACUUGUGGUCAAGGGCACAGAGCUGGAGGAUGACCCAGAUGAAGAAGAGAUUAGGGAAUUGAUGGCAACACCUUCCGGUGGAUCAAGUUUCGACGGUGGGGACAAGGCUAUGACUGUGGAACAAAGACGGCAGUCCUCAAAAGAAGAAGCUCAAAGACAGCGUCUCGUCGCACUUGCAGAAAUGAGACGUCGGUUCCAAGCAGGCGAACUUGAGGGUAUGAAGGAAGAUCUCGGAAGGCUACUUGCGAACAAGAAGUACUUGAUUUGCCUUGAUGACGUCUGGCGGGUGGAAGAUGCGAAAUGGUUCGUCUUUGACAACCAAAUAAUGAGUGGAACAAAGCAAAAGACCGUCAGGCGAAGACGGGAUGCAGAUGAGAUUCCUGGAAGGCUUUUGAUCACAACUAGGAUGCCGAAUCUGUUGGGUCCAGGUUUGGUGCAAGAAGUGUUUGUUCGCAUUCUUACGGAGCAUGAAGCCGUCAAGCUUUUGCUUUCGACAGCUGGGCGUCGGCCCUAUGGCGGAAAAAGUUCAGAGGUCUUCAAUCAAGCAAAGCUAGUCGUCAAAGGGUGUGGCAAUUCUCCCUUGGCUGUUAGACUGGCUGGAAGCAUGCUUCGCCAUAGCAGCAGGAGCUGGAAUCUCACUUCUCCAGCAUGGGCGGCAUUGAUCCAUCAGUGUCGCCUGAAUCUGGAAGAGGCAUCUCAAUUGAGAAGUUUCGUCAACGCAGUGAAAAGAGUGGUAGAUCUCAGUUUUUUUGACGUGGCUGAUGUCCGAACGCGUGUUGCGCUACGCCGUUGUUUUGUUGCAUUUGCUAUGGCUUUCCGUGACAAUGACUGGGCAUUGUCCGGGAGAGGAAUCCCGCAGUCAGUCGUACUUCGUGUGUUCAAGACUGUCAUUCCAUCGGGAAAGACCGGCAAAACGAUCUCUUCUGCCAGCAUUUUGAACAUGAUGGAAACGCUAAAUCUAAUUGAACGCGCAAGGCACGGACUAUGGUCUGCGUCGAACUCGAGAAUGGCGCAAACAGAGCCUAGUUUACGCAAGCAAGAUACUCGUGGUAGCGACGACAAUGAUUCCGAUUGGGAGGAGGACGAAGAACGGACGAUACAUCGUGUUCAACAGUUCUACGUUAUGCAUGAUUCGCUGAAAGGAGUAGCCGAAGAAAUGGCCAAACGUUCAACACCGUCUUUGUCUCCCGACCCCGACGAUUUCACCUCAUACGUUGAGAAGAUUGCUGAUGAAAAGAAAGCUGGACAAGAGUAUGCAUUGGUGUCAAGCUCUCCCUUCCGAUUUCUAUCGAACCAACCCGCGCCAUCUGAAAGCGAAUCUGAUAAAUUCGGCUUUACUGAAAGCGAAGCUCAUCGAAUCGUCGUGAUAGCUUUGCUCGAAGUUGGAGAUGGUCUGGAGGAUUCAACUUCAAUGGCGGAAGUUCUAAAGGCAAGGCAGAUUGACAUGGCUUUGAUUCCUGGAGGAGAUAAGAUGGAGGAGUAUGUUGCAACCUUCCUUCCGUCGCACCUAAUGCGUUUCGAAGCCUUUGGAAGCGCGGCGGAGAUCCUUUCUGACACUAACUUCAUCAACCGGCGAGCACAUGCACUUGGAAUUGUCGAAGCUACAAGUAGACAAGUCGCAGAUCUUCAAGAAUUGCGUCGGGUUGCCGGCAAUGUGGCUCUCACCCUUUAUGGGAAACGUGUUUUGGAUGUCAACGGUGUCAAUACUGAGACCAAUGGACCUGUUCGUGUUGAUGUCAACACUGUCGUAAGGGAUGGAUCCAGAAUCAUCAUCGACGAAGUCUUGCGCAUUGCUAACAAGCAAGAUGGUGCCCCCGAUUCGCUUGGAAUGGCGAUGUGUCUUGCUGCCGUUGGCGAAGGGCUCCUCAAAGCACGUCAACCUAAUGAUGCAAUGCUUCGCCUGGAGGAAGCUGUUGGCCUGUUUAGAGGUUUAUUGGGACCAUUCCAUACUUUCGUUGCCGAUGCACUACACGCUGCAGCCAAGGCACUAGUAAAGGUUGGCGAGACCAGAGUUGCGUUGUUGAAGUUUGCGGAAGCCGCAAGGAUUUAUGAAGCCUGCAAGGCGACACUAUACUACAACUCAAUUGCGAAUGCACAGAGUCUUGCAUCGCUACUUGUGGAUCUUGGGGAUAUGGAAAAGGCACAAUCCAUGUUCGAGGAAGUUAUCUCCAUGAGAAAGAGUGUUUAUGGUGAAAACUGUGUUCCAGUUGCGAAAACGAUCAAUUCUUACGCAAUUCUCCAGGCUAAACAUGGGCGAAUGAAUCUUGCAUUGCAGAAUUACGAGGCUGCAAAGACAACAUAUCAGUCGGUCCCAACACCUCUUAUCCAAGAUCCUGAGUUUGACAUCAAGUGCAAGUACGAUGUUACCCUAAUCAAUCUCAACAUUGCUUCUAUUCGUUCCAAGAAGGGAGAAUUGCAGGCUGCGAUAUCCUGUUAUGAGGACGGUGUGCAAGGUCUUCGGGAGUACGAGGCAGCAUUUGUAGAAUUGCAGAAGGAUCCUUUACGGUCUCAAGAUACAGGAAAAAACACUGCACAUAAGCAUCUUAUCGCAGCCCUUGGCAGAAUCGGUUCCUUAAAGUUGAAGGUUAAUGACAAUCCGGGUGCCCUCAAAGCGUACAUGACACUUCUCACAGAAGUAAAGGAAGACAGCCCUGCGGCUUCAAAGACCGAAAAGGCAAAAGCCCAUAUUAAGUGUGCCACAAUCUAUCGUCAACAAGACAACACAGAUUCGCAUGUUCAAUCAAUUGCACACCUCCGAGAAGCUCUGAACAUGUACACUGAAAUUUUUGGACCUGAUCACAAGGAUACCGCGGCAAUUGCGUCCUCUUUGAGGCAGUGGCUAUCUGAAGAUCACCAACAAUGA
Messenger RNA from Cylindrotheca closterium, 4500 nucleotides. The record is from the annotation of a GenBank genome assembly. Lineage: Eukaryota; Bacillariophyta; Bacillariophyceae; Bacillariales; Bacillariaceae.